GCAUAAGCCUUUCACUUAAACGUUACUCAGUCAGCAGACGGAAUUUGUGAGUUGUGAGCUUUUGGGGGGAAUUUGCUUGCAUGAAAUGGCGUCCACGUGUUUACGAGUAUCUCAGGGCUUAAUUCCCAAUAUUCGUGGAAUUGUUAGGAGAAAUUACUUAAACCAUGGCUCUGUUAGUGCUGUAAGACAUUUGUCUACUCCAGCUGAUGAGAAAGCCGCAGCUCCUGAACUCUCUGAGAAUGAGAAAAAGCUGGUAGCUGAAAUUGAAUGUCUCAACAAAGAUGUUGAAAAUUAUAAAGAAAAAUGUAGUGAUCUUGAUGAUAAGUACAAACGAUCUUUGGCUGAUACUGAGAACAUGAGAAAGCGUCUGACUAAGCAGAUCGAGGAUGCCAAGUUGUUUGGAAUCCAAGGCUUCUGCAAGGAUCUCUUGUCUGUUUCAGACAUUCUUCAAAAAGCAACAGAAUGUGUACCAGCUGAUCAAGUUCAAACAAAUAGCCAUUUAAAAAAUCUGUACGAGGGUUUGACGAUGACUGAGGCUGAACUCCAAAAGGUGUUCAAGCGUCAUGGGUUAGCUCAAGUUAGUCCACUAGGGGAGAAAUUCAAUCCAAAUCAUCAUGAAGCUUUGUUUGAACAGCCCGUUGAAGGAAAAGAACCGGGAACUGUGAUAGCAGUUACCAAGAUCGGCUACAAACUUCACGAAAGGAUCGUCCGUCCCGCGAUGGUAGGCGUCGCCAAGUAAACACUCGCCGAGAUUGUACAGAUAUUCAGCUCUGAUGGCAGUAAAUCCAAGUCCCUAAUCAUUUAAUCUGUGCGAACGUAAUUCCCUCGUUUCAAAGAUCAUCUUCGGGCAAAUGCUCAUACGUUUACUCUAUAUUAUGACAUGAGCUCGAGGUGAUCUUGCUAGAAUGUUUCGCAGAGAUCCAAUGAUUCGACCACUCUUAUUCAUAGCUUACUAGUUUAUUUGGCAUGUUGCCAAGACUCCACGAAGAAGAAUAAAACAAUUCUUUUUAAUAGUCAA
Daphnia pulex (common water flea) is the source of this 1018-nucleotide messenger RNA. It is a transcript of the gene Roe1, whose product is annotated as grpE protein homolog, mitochondrial-like. Gene Ontology annotation, cellular component: PAM complex, Tim23 associated import motor. The transcript has 5 exons. The record is from RefSeq and is a predicted model, not a curated record. NCBI's taxonomy places the organism in Eukaryota, Metazoa, Arthropoda, Branchiopoda, Diplostraca, Daphniidae. Gene Ontology annotation, biological process: protein import into mitochondrial matrix; protein folding. Gene Ontology annotation, molecular function: protein homodimerization activity; protein-folding chaperone binding; adenyl-nucleotide exchange factor activity. The coding region runs from base 86 to 739 and encodes 217 amino acids.